Messenger RNA from Helianthus annuus (common sunflower), 1608 nucleotides. RefSeq names its product PTI1-like tyrosine-protein kinase 2. The transcript has 4 exons. The record is from RefSeq and is a predicted model, not a curated record. Gene Ontology annotation, molecular function: ATP binding; transmembrane receptor protein tyrosine kinase activity. Gene Ontology annotation, biological process: protein autophosphorylation. Lineage: Eukaryota; Viridiplantae; Streptophyta; Magnoliopsida; Asterales; Asteraceae. Gene Ontology annotation, cellular component: plasma membrane; plasmodesma. The coding region runs from base 1 to 1608 and encodes 535 amino acids.
AUGUGUGGGAGGUUGGCAUAUGAUAAAAUCUAUGGUGAGAAAGGGCUUCCAUCAGUAGCUCGACAACGCUACAAUGAAGGAACACUAAAGGGAAUGGUAGAUCCAAAAUUAAUGGAAGCCGAUGAAAUCAUUUCUAUGCUAAAAGGGGGUGUCAAUCAGGAUUCUCUAGAAACGUUCUUAAAAAUUGCAUAUCAAUGUUUGGCAGAAACUCAAACCGGGCGUCCAACUAUGGAAGUCAUUAUCAAAGAACUUGAAGAAGCAUUGAAUUUUCAAAAAAACAAGGAUAACCUACAUAUAUUACUUAAAGCAAUAAAAUUGGGCACACAAAACUUCAGUGGCGGCAAUUGCAUUGGAGAAGGAAGAUUUUGGAAGCUUUAUGAAGGAGAAGUUGCGCAUGCUUACGUAUGUACCCGUGUUAUAGUAAAGCGUUGGGAUGAAAAGUAUCAUCAAGGACAUAUUCAGUUUUUGAUGGAGUUUGAAACUCUUCUCAAAUAUAAACAUGAGAACAUCAUUGGUCUUGUAGGCUACUGUAAUGAAAUGAAUGAAAAAAUCAUCGUUUACGAGCAUGCCUGUAAUGGAAGUCUCGAUAAACAUUUGGAUAAUCCUAGUCUUACGUGGAUGAAACGCCUCAAGAUAUGCAUUGAUGUUGCAACUGGAUUGCAAAUUCUUCAUAAAGAUGGUGCAAAGCAAGAGGGUUCGAUAAUGCAUAGGGAUAUUAGAAGUGGUAGCAUUCUAGUUGAUGGUAAUUGGAAUGCUAAAAUUUCUAAUUUGGAGUUCUCCAACAAAGUAUUGGUUGUUGACAGAGCUGAACAUGUGGAUGAUAUUGCUUGCACCUCGUUGGGAUACAUGGACCUAAAGUACGAAUUUGAGGGUUUCUUAACGCAACGCUCAGAUAUAUACUCGUUUGGUGUGAUUUUAUUUGAGAUGUUGUGCGGGAGAUUGGCAUGGGCAGAGGGAUGUGAGAAUCACUCUCAUUCGUUAGGACCUAUGGCUGUAAGAUACUACAAUGAAGAAGGAAACCUUGACAAGAUGAUAUUUGAGGGUAUAAAGGAACAAAUUACACCACAAUCAUUGACUAUAUUUCAAACGGUUGCCAUUCAAUGCUUAGAGAUUGACCAGGAUGAGCGGCCAGCUAUAGACCAGUUAAUAAUACAGCUUAAAAAGGCAUUGGAAUUCCAAGUAAAAAACAAAGAAAUUGAAAGAUUUACUGACGCAGUUGAGUGUUCACGACAACAAAUAUUGCACAUCAAGUGCAAGAUUACAAGUCAAAUGUUGUCAGCAAACACCCAAUAUGCGUGCAACCUUGUGUUCAAGCUUUCAGAGAUGUGUUGUGGGUUGCAUGGUCCGGUGAUUGCACGGGAUUUAUUCAAUUGGAAAAACAAAGAGACGGGAAUUCUUUAUUUUAGAUAUCCAAACCCCUGGAAUAUGCGCGAUACUGACUGGGUUCCAAGGCAAAGGAAAGAUGGAUGGAUGGAGGUUAUUGUGUGGAAAUUCAACUCAAAUUAUGAGCUUAAAAAUGAUUAUCUUUUUGUUAAUUUGAAACUCAUAACUUAUGAACGGACUAUGUCGGGCCUUAUUGCACGUAGCAUCAAGUUUCGUCCAAUCUAA